AAACACUUCAAGAAAAAAAGGAGAGAAGAAAAAGAAAAUUGCGGCUCGGGCACGCAGGAUUUGUUCCCCUCGCUCCGUCUCUCCCACAUCGCAUCUCCCGCUCCGCCGCCGCCGCCCGCACGCCGCUCCUCCUGCUGCGCCUCCCACGCCGUCCCCUCGGAUGCAUCGCGCGUCCCCCUCCGCCGCCCCGCUGCUCCUCCGCCGCGCGUGCCCGCCUCCUUCUCCGCCUCCGCCGCGGCGGCCUCGUUCUUCCAGGCCCGGGAGGAGCCCGUGAGGUGCGUCCAUCGAGCUUAUCUACUGCCGCUUCCUACUCCAGAAUCUAGCCAGACUUGCCUGCAUAAUUGUGGCCCGUGAGGUUACCGUAGCGCAAGCCCAGGCAGCAAUCCGGCUGAGCUCACCCGCCCACAUCACCAGGGGUCGUCCGGCUGCCGCCGCGCGUCGCCGGUCGUGUCACUGCCGCCGCUUCUGCUGCUUAUGAGAGCCCUCACUGCCGCCACAAUCUCCUCCCCGAUACGCGCCCUCCUCCUCCUCCACCCCUCCUUCCCCCCAACCCUCCGCCUCCCUCUCACCAUGAACCCCUCCUCCUCCUCCUCUGGCUACCGCUCCAAUGCUGCCGCCUUCGCCUCCACGCACCAGCCGCGCGGUGGACAUGGCGGUGGCAGGCGACCGGGUGGACGUGGCGGCGGCGGUGGCGGAGGCAACGGCGGAAACCGCAUCGAUGCCCUCGGCCGCCUCCUGACGAGGGUCUUGCGGCACAUGGCGCCGGAGCUGAGGCUGAACAUGAGGAGCGACGGGUAUGUGCGGGUCCGCGACCUGCUCCGCCUCAACCUGGAGACCUUCGCCAAGGUUCCGCUCAACUCCCACACGGUGGAUGAAAUCAGGGAGGCAGUCAGGCGAGACAACAAGCAGAGGUUUGGUCUGUUGGAGGAGGAUGGCGAGCUGCUGAUUCGAGCUAACCAGGGGCACACUGUGACAACUGUUACAUCAGAGAGCUUGUUGAAACCAAUUCUAUCGGCUGAUGAAGUCUCAGUCUGUGUCCAUGGAACUUACAGGAAAAAUGUUGAUUCAAUAUUGAAACAUGGGCUUAAACGUAUGGCAAGGCUACAUGUACAUUUCUCAAGUGGUUUACCAUCAGAUGGAGGAGUUAUUAGUGGUAUGCGGAGUGGCGCAAACAUAUUGAUAUAUUUGAAUGUCAGAAAGGCACUGCAAGACGAGAUGAAGCUAUACAUCUCAGACAACAAGGUGAUCCUGACGGAGGGCUUCGACGGCGUUGUCCCCAUCAAGUACUUCGAGAAGAUCGAGACAUGGCCAGGACGUGCACCGAUACCGUUCCAGAGGUAGAAGAGGCCUUGCCGUAGCACUGGAGUCCUGCACGGCCUCUCGCUCAGCGAAAACUUGGGAUGAAUGCGCUGCACGACAAGAGUUUCAUCAUGUAAUCAUUGUGCUGCUGCUGUGGACUUUUUACUGGUUGUGCAGAACCUGUGUAUGGUUAUGAUGACCAGAUGUUAUGGAAUAGCAAAUUUGGUUUAUGAUGUGUGAAUCUGCGAGGUUUCAUCCCAAAUAUUUUUUUUUUGUAAAAUUUGCAUGCAUUCUACGGUGGUUUAAAAAAAAAGUAAAAUUUGCGUAAACUGAUUUCUGCUGGCCUGCCUGCAGUGAGAUUUUGGUUUUGGUUUUGGUGAGACUUAGAAUCAUCUGAUUGAUUGGCAACGUGGGAAACUAUGUAUAUCAGGUGGUCGAAUGGCCGAAUGCCCCGCGCGGCACCUAUGUUUUUGCUGCCUUUUUGCUUGGAGGAGGCGCUGCUGAUUUUUUUUCAGAAUUCAGAGUCGAGCAGUGGCAUUUCUAGGAUGUAUGCUUUUAGUUGUUUAUUUUGUUCAUCAUCCAGGGGGGCAAUGACCGACCACUGGGGCGCUGCCCCAUUUUCGCAGGGUAACUUUCACCAUUCAGGACUUCUCUGUCAUUCCUGAGUAGCAACCAUGGUUAACAGUUUGAAGCAUAACUUUUGGUCCAUUACAUACAAUGCUUGAUUCGUCAGUCAGUUUUUUGUGCCCAUGGGAACUAUUCUCAGUUUGCACCUGCAGGAUCCGACUGGGUGUUAUUGGAUCUCCCAGUUCAAACACUCACUUUUUUUUUUCUGCGAAUGGAGUUCAUACGCUCACUCAACCUAUCUGAUGCGUGUGCUUUGUGCGUCUCCGAUCUGACGCGUGUUGUCUUGCAGUGUGCUCGGAUCUGGUGAAGGGCGCCAAGGAGAAGCAGCUCAAGGUCAAGGGCCCCGUCAGGAUGCCCACCAAGGUCCUCAACAUCACCACCAGGAAGUCCCCCUGCGGAGAAGGGACCAACACCUGGGAUCGGUUUGAGAUGCGGGUGCACAAGAGGGUGAUCGACCUCGUCAGCUCCCCAGACGUCGUCAAGCAGAUCACCUCUAUCACCAUCGAGCCCGGCGUCGAGGUCGAAGUGACCAUCAGCGACCAGUAGUUAUGCUACCCCAAGAUAUGUGUCUUUAAAUCUUUUUACAAGGGUGGAGAGACACCUCCAACGUACCAAGAUAUUUUUGAAACUUUCUGUAGUAUGAGAACUGGGUUUUGUAUGACUAGGUUCUUUGCUUCGUGAUUCUAAGUGCCUAUCGUCCUAAGUUAUCUUCCGUCAA
This is a messenger RNA of Aegilops tauschii subsp. strangulata, 2644 nucleotides long. The record is from RefSeq and is a predicted model, not a curated record. NCBI's taxonomy places the organism in Eukaryota, Viridiplantae, Streptophyta, Magnoliopsida, Poales, Poaceae.